AUGCGUCUACCCUAUGCCCCGAGGGAACUACCCCCAACUGAGAGCGAUGCCAUUCAGAUCUACCAACGGAUCUCAGCGCGUCGUUUGCCGCGCCCUCUCCUCCCCCUGGACCUUGCAUUGUUACAAGCCCCUCCUGUGGCCGACGGCUACAACUCCUUCAUCGGCUCUCUCCGCACAAAAACCAACAUCUCGCCCGAUAUCCUGGAACUGAGCAUCUGCCGUAUCGGCGUCCUCAACAACGCGGUCUAUGAGUGGAAUAUACAUGGACCGCUCGCACUGAAAGCAGGGGCUUCCGUCAGUGAACUCAGUGAUGUGGCUGCUCUUCCCACUCUCACGGAUGAAGAGAACGCACGAAAGGCCUGGGCGAGCAGUGUUCUUAGCAGAACACAGGAGGCUGUGAUUAGAUAUACGGAUGAGAUGACGGUUCGCGUGGCGGUUAGCGAUAAGGUGUUUCAGGAGUUGCAUGAGGUUUUGCCAUCCGACCGCGCGAUUGUUGAACUUACCGCGACUAUUGCAGGGUAUAACUGUGUCAGUCGGUUCUUGGUGGCUUUGGAUGUGGGAGAGCAUAAUGACGGCGAAAUGGAAAGUCCGCAGAAUAUGAUCGAGUCCGCUUAA
Messenger RNA from Aspergillus puulaauensis, 615 nucleotides. Its product is annotated as carboxymuconolactone decarboxylase family protein. Gene Ontology annotation, molecular function: peroxiredoxin activity. The record is from RefSeq and is a predicted model, not a curated record. NCBI's taxonomy places the organism in Eukaryota, Fungi, Ascomycota, Eurotiomycetes, Eurotiales, Aspergillaceae. The coding region runs from base 1 to 615 and encodes 204 amino acids. The transcript has a single exon.